Messenger RNA from Salvia miltiorrhiza (redroot sage), 1130 nucleotides. RefSeq lists its product as uncharacterized. Bases 153 to 953 code for a protein of 266 amino acids. Lineage: Eukaryota; Viridiplantae; Streptophyta; Magnoliopsida; Lamiales; Lamiaceae. The transcript is spliced from 5 exons. The record is from RefSeq and is a predicted model, not a curated record.
AUCGAGCGUUAUCUCGUAAUAAAAAGAAAAACAAUCCUAGCAAUUAAUAAUUCAGACCAACAAACAACCGCAGCUCCCUCGUUGAAUUACUUGAAUAUGAAAGCGAGCUCGCAAAGAAAAAACUCAUACCAAAUUCAUUCAUUCAUUCAAUUAUGAUACUCCAAUUUCUUAAUUUCGGCGGCGCCGGACGCCUCCACUUUCUCAACCUCCGAAACCCCCAAAACGCCCCUUUCUCCACAACAACUCCCAUCUCCUGCUCCUCCUCUUCUUCAAUCCGUUGUGUCACCGGCAACGGUUUCCCGGCCCACGACAUCGGCGCUAUUUUGCACAACAAAGUUCUUGUAUCAGCAGUUGCCUCUGCGGCAGUUGGGCAGUUGACCAAACCGUUUGCUUCGACCAUUUUAUACGGCAAGAAAUUUGAUUUGAAGACUGUUUUCUCCUCUGGGGGAUUCCCUUCUACGCAUUCUUCUUCUGUUGUGGCGACGGCAACUUGUCUUGGCAUAGAGAGGGGAUUUGCUGAUGCGCUUUUUGGUUUAGCUGUAGUUUAUGCUGGUCUUAUUAUGUAUGAUGCGCAGGGAGUUAGAAGGGAAGUCGGAACUCAUGCAAAACUACUGAACAAAGUGAUGCCGAGAACCAGAUUAUAUACACCUUCUUCCUCCACAGACGAUGCAAACGAUGUCAUAAAUUCCUAUUCCAGAGAAUCAUCUUCAGACUUAGAGAUCACUGAUCCUGUUCUUUCGGAGGAGUAUAGCUCGUUGCAGAAGAGUUCUCUAUUGCUCGAGUCUGAUAACCGGAUGCGUGUAAGAUCCUCCAGUGUGGUAUCCGACAUCUGUGCAGGAUCGGAAAGUGUAGCAUCAUCGUUGAAGGAAUCCGUCGGCCAUACGGAGAUUGAAGUUGCCGCCGGAGCCUUCUUAGGUUUGGUGGUGAGCUUAGUAGUGUGCCCCUGCUUAUAGUACAACAGGAUAUUAGAAAUUCAUCUCUUGUCACCUAACAUUUGGAGUACUUUUUAGAUUAAUCUUAUACCAUACAUAUGCUACAUUGAUCUCUCAAUAAAAUGCAUUGCUCUCAAUGCAUUUUAUACCAUACAUAUGCUACAUUGAUCUCUCAAUAAAAUGCAUUGCUCUUUCUAA